GUGCGUGUGUGUGUGUGUUGCAAGUGCUUCAAGAUGUUGCUGCAUCCCAUUGUCCUGGCUGUGACCUGUGCGGUGUUGGCCAACGCCGUCGCUGCUGGUCGUCCGGCCCAACGCUAUUUGCCCUCCAACCAAUAUCUGGCACCCCAGGCCAGCCAAAUGCACUAUCGCGGUGUAACUGGACAGCACUCUCAUGCUCGAAUUGGUGGUGGAGCUGGAUUUGGCGGACAUGCUGGGCAUGCUGGACAUGGUGGACAUGGUGGACAUGCUGGUGUACAGCAUCGUCAGCAACAGCCACAGAUACCCAUCGUACGCAGCGACUAUCAGAGCGAUGCCAGCGGCAAUUAUAACUUUGGCUUUGAAACUGGCAAUGGCAUUCAUCGGGAUGAGACUGGCGAGUUCAAUGGUGGCUGGCCACAUGGUUCAUUGGGCGUGCGUGGCUCCUACUCAUAUACGGGCGAUGAUGGCAAGCAGUAUACGGUUAAUUACAAGGCGGACAAGAACGGUUUCCAUGCCGAGGGCGCACAUUUGCCCACAUCACCAUCGCUGCCUUCUGCCGAUCAUCAUCAGUAUCGAAGUGGAUCAUCAUCGGGUGGUGGCGGUGCCGCCUAUCAUGGCUCUUCCGGUGGCUACGGUGCUCAGGCGCCCUCGUCCCGUUAUUUACCGCCCAGCUAUCGUCAACGCAGACACUACUAGAACACACCCAAUUUGGCCAACGAUCUGAACAAUCACAAUAUAGUUAAUUUUAUUUGCCUAGUAAGAUGUAUUUUUGUGUUGUA
Molecule: messenger RNA, 776 nt
Organism: Drosophila grimshawi
Lineage: Eukaryota; Metazoa; Arthropoda; Insecta; Diptera; Drosophilidae
Gene: Cpr11B
Product: pupal cuticle protein 20
Exons: 3
Coding region: 34-693 (219 amino acids)
Cellular component (GO): chitin-based extracellular matrix
Molecular function (GO): structural constituent of chitin-based larval cuticle
Source: RefSeq, a predicted model, not a curated record